CAGAAGCUAUAUAUUCACACAGAGCUGUGAAGAUGGCGUGUGUUGUGAGAUACAGUUUUCUAUUGAUCAGUAUCUGUUUAAGAAGCACCACAUGGGCAGAUGCAAUGGUGCAAGUUACAACUUUAACCGGAGCUGUUGGUAAUGAGAUCAUCAUCCAGUGCGCUAUUGAUAAAACCCCUCAAGAUGGGGUGUACAUGUACAAACAAGUAGCAAGUAAAAAUAAGCAGGAAGUCUUCUACUAUUACAAAGACAACACUUUUACCCCUAAAUCAACAAUGUAUAAAUCCAAAGUCCAUGUAGAUGGAAAAAUUCCCAACAUUAAUGCCACCUUCUCAAAUGUAAAUACCACAGACAUUGGGCUUUACUGGUGUGAAUUUAAUUUGGAAGAUAAAAUUACAGUUAGCCCGGUCACAUGGUUAUGGAUAGUGGAAAAAAAAUACAACGACACAGGAGAAAGAAAAAGAGAAGAAGAAGAAAAAGAAAAAGAAAAAGAAGAUAAAAAGUGCCCAGAAGAUCCUCGUGUGAAGAUUGUUCUCAUUGUGUGUGCUGUAAUGUUGCUACUGUGCAUCCCUGGUUUCAUCUUUGUGAUUCUGAAGCUGAAGGGGUGUUGGGGGAACAAGAAAUACAGACCAUCAAAUCAACCCUCAGACUCAGUUUAUGAAGAGAUGAAACGGAGCAAUUUGGACUGCCCGCCCAGUGUACGGACAUUCAUCAACCCUGACUAUCAAUCCACCAAGCUACUUCGCUAAAUACCUGUGAUAUAGAGUUUAAGUUGUAUAACUCUCUAUUUGGAUUGGCAAAGCUUUUAAAUGAUUUAUUGCUUUGUAUUUGAGUUUAUCAUUUUC
Molecule: messenger RNA, 845 nt
Organism: Sinocyclocheilus anshuiensis
Lineage: Eukaryota; Metazoa; Chordata; Actinopteri; Cypriniformes; Cyprinidae
Exons: 4
Coding region: 33-749 (238 amino acids)
Biological process (GO): adaptive immune response
Cellular component (GO): membrane
Molecular function (GO): signaling receptor activity
Source: RefSeq, a predicted model, not a curated record